UGAGUGUGGUUGGUGCGUGAGAGAUUAGUGCUGUUUACGAAGUUUUCUAUUUUAUCGUCUUAGAUUCGCAGUAACGAUAAAAAUAUAUUAAUACUAUAAACAAGUGUUACCUUUGUAAAUUUGCCAUCCAAUUUAAUCUACUAUAUCAGCAAGUUUGACUGAAGUAAAGAACUAGUUGCUGUAUCAAAUGUGGCCGCUCUUUCUCUAGCUACGUUUACCAAUGUGCGAGACACUGGCUUUGCCUCUACCUCAGGCGCACUCUAGAGCGGACCAUGGUUUCUCCUUCUAAAAAGAAGUCUGUGCGAACAAAAGCAACGAGCCGCAGCAAGAGAAGUUUUCAUUGCAACAAUCAUCAGUUUCCUGCCUACCAGCCCUUAGCAUCGUUGAAGUUCUACCUUCACUUGACUGGAUACAAGAAUCUUGCUGACAUCACUGCUGAUAUUAAACAUCUUGGUGGAGAGGUGGAAGAGUUCCUCAGUAAAGAAGUCCAGUACAUGAUUGUACCCACAAAAUCAGUAACUUCAUCAGGACCUUCAGUGUCUCCAUCAACUGGCGACACUCUCUCUCCUUCAACCCUCCCUGCAGUGUUUGUUCCCUCACCAAGUUCCCUCUCUCCGUAUCAAGGAGGCAGCCCUGAUAGUUCAGCUCCUAUCAUCUCGCCACUACCCCCAACACCCACCUCUACUUCACACAGUCCUCAUCAUCCACCUACUCCAUCUGAUCAAACACGACGAGUGACAAGCCGUGCAGCAGCUCUCCUGGUGAGGGCUCGUUUCCGCAAGCCAGGCCCCAGUGACGUCAUCAGCAAUGCCAAGCGUUGGGGUGUGCAGGUCUGGACAUUAGCAAAGCUACAGAGUUAUAUCAGUGAGUUGGCAAGCGACCCUCGGUACAAGCCUCGCACUUCACCGCAGACGCAGAAACAUUCAUCCACAGCUGCUGUUCUGCAUCCUUCACCUUCAUCAGUGAUCAAGGAACGUACUAUUUUGUCACGACCUGCCGAAAGAAACACUCCCAGAUCCAUUAAGUCUUCUGCUUCGCGCGGUCAGCACUCGGGAGAGGCAAAUAAUAAAAAGCCUUUCAUCAAGCUUGAAGACUUUGCUAAGAAGUACAGACCUCUAUUCAAAGAAAUAUCCAACUGGCCCGCUUUAACUAUUGAUAGUUCUCGAUCGACGUGCCCAUUUGCUGAAGGCUUGCCUCCCCUCUUCCCCGUCUCCGGUAAGAACAAAACACCGCAGGCCAAAGGAAAUAACUGUGUAUAUUCAGUGAACUCCCGCCCUCUGAAAUCACCCGCUGGUCUCCGUCAGGAGGAGGACAACGGAGAAAGUUUUGCUACUCCCAACCGGGUCUUCAAUCGCGCCGAGCAUUGCAGCACCCCUCAAGCUGUCAGAGGCGGUGUAUCUCGCACACGACGUAACAGCGGCGGUUACUGCGAACUCUGCCGCUUGCACUACACAAGCCUGCGGACGCAUCUGCUCUCCAAUUCCCACCAGAGUUUUGUUACCGACGCGUCCAAUUAUGGCGAGCUUGACCAACUGAUCAGCCAGGUGUCUGAACUGCAGUCAGGCCUCCAACAAUCCGUUAACAUCGUGAAAACAAAAAGCUUGUAG
This is a messenger RNA of Hyalella azteca, 1607 nucleotides long. Its product is annotated as protein DBF4 homolog B-like. The record is from RefSeq and is a predicted model, not a curated record. NCBI's taxonomy places the organism in Eukaryota, Metazoa, Arthropoda, Malacostraca, Amphipoda, Hyalellidae. Gene Ontology annotation, cellular component: Dbf4-dependent protein kinase complex; nucleus. The transcript has 7 exons. Gene Ontology annotation, molecular function: zinc ion binding; nucleic acid binding; protein serine/threonine kinase activator activity. Gene Ontology annotation, biological process: positive regulation of nuclear cell cycle DNA replication; regulation of cell cycle phase transition. The coding region runs from base 273 to 1607 and encodes 444 amino acids.